CCCCUUCCUUCUGUGUCUGUCUAUAGAAUCAAUGUAAGCGGAUUUCGCUUUCUUUCGAUUUUUCUCUUCCUCUUUCUUUCGAUUAUUCUUUCUGUAAAUUCUAUUCUCAUCUUACCGGAUUUCGAUUUGAAAUCUUAUUUUUCAAGGAGCAGAUUUCGAUUUAGAUCGAAGGUGUUGUCUCCAACAACGUGCAAAUGAUUGGAGAACAAGUUAGAGACCAAGGAUUGCCACCAAUUUAACAAUGCAGAAGAACCAGGAGGCAUCCAUAAGAUGCCUGCAGCCUGAGGCAUUCCCUUUCCAUUUGCAAAAUGAUGGAAUAUCCAUGGAAGGGUUUGUAGAGUACAAGGAUGAAAACAAUGCUCAUCCAGGAGGUGGUGGCAUUGUAGAACCUGAAAGUUCAUCAAGCAAUGAAUCUUUUGCACCUCCAGGUGAAGGUGGUUAUCCUAGACCCAUGUACCAACAAGAUUUUUGCAUGUGGUCUUCAACCUUUAAUCAUCCCGACUAUCAGAAGCCACAACAGAACUGGAAUGCCUUCGAGAGCUUACAUUACAUGAAUAGGGAGCAUCAUUUUCCCUUAGAAAACAGAAUCCAGUAUAUACCCUUCAGGAUGCUUGCUUCUCAAGGUGGCUAUCCACACGAGUUUCAGUUUCAAGAGUUUCAAUAUUUUGUGGUUAUAGACUUCGAAGCAACCUGUGACAAGGAAAGGAAUCCCCACCCACAAGAAAUUAUCGAGUUUCCGUCUGUUUUGGUGAACAGUGUGACUGGGCAAUUGGAAGCUUCUUUUCAGACAUAUGUGCGACCUGCUUAUCAUCAAAAUCUCACUGAUUUCUGCAAGGACUUGACAGGCAUACAGCAAAUUCAGGUGGACAGAGGUGUCCCUUUAGGCGAAGCGUUACUCAUGCAUGAUAAGUGGCUUGAAGAUAAGGGGAUCAAGCACACUAAUUUUGCCGUGGUAACUUGGUCGAACUGGGAUUGUAGGGUCAUGCUGGAAUCUGAGUGUCGCUUUAAGAGGAUUCGCAAACCUCCUUACUUCAACAGGUGGAUCAACUUGAAGGUUCCAUUUUGUGAGGUUUUUGGUGGGGCACGCUGCAAUCUAAAAGACGCUGUUCAGAUGGCUGGUUUAGUAUGGGAAGGUCGUGCACAUUGUGGCCUGGAUGACGCCAGGAAUACUGCUCGGCUUCUUACCCACAUCAUGCACAGGGGCUUCAGGUUUUCCAUCACCAACUCGCUGGUAUGGCAAUCUGCAGAACGCCCAAUGGGAUGGCAGCAAUCUCCUGACCGACAACUAGCUCCUGCAACUCCCACCCAUUACCCCCAGAAGCCAAUAAGGCAGUCUUCUCCUGUGCCUCCUCUCAUCCAAUUGCACCACCAUCCUUCUCACAUUGACUCUGCUAGAGACUUGCGCACAUACUGUUUCUGUGGGGUUAAGAGCAGCAGAAGAAUGGUCCGCAAACCCGGUCCGAAGCAUGGAAGCUUCUUUUUUGGGUGUGGAAAUUGGACUGCUACCAGAGGUGCAGUUUGCCCAUUUUUCGAAUGGGCUUCUACUACUUGAUAUCCUCCGAGCCUUGAAGCUGGAUGUAAGCUCGUCUGUAUAAAAAGAAAAAAGAAAAAACUGAAAAAAAAAUGGUGGAAAAAAGAAAAAGAAGAAAGGGGUCGAGUAACCUUCUAAAGUACCCAAAAUGAGGACAUUGUGCCCACCUGCUUCUGAGGUGAGGUCAAUGUCCGGUAAGUAGUUUUCUGUAUUCUUUAUUCUACAUAUGAUUUCAUGUAGUGAACUUCUUAUAUUGACAGUAGAGAAAAGAGAACGAGAAAAAAAAUGAGGGAUGAAGAUGCCUACCACCUUAGAAGGAUCUACUUUGUUACUUUUUUCUUUCUUGUUCUUACAUGCUCAGACAUGUGCUUAAUUAUUUUAAAUAAUAUUGCGACAUCGUAGGAUCCGUUAUUCUCUUCAACAGUAUCCUUGUAUUUAUUGAGCAACACUGGCAUUGUCAUGGCUGCCUUGAUUAUGUUCCCCUU
This is a messenger RNA of Papaver somniferum (opium poppy), 2016 nucleotides long. Its product is annotated as ERI1 exoribonuclease 2-like. Lineage: Eukaryota; Viridiplantae; Streptophyta; Magnoliopsida; Ranunculales; Papaveraceae. Bases 242 to 1552 code for a protein of 436 amino acids. Gene Ontology annotation, molecular function: 3'-5'-RNA exonuclease activity; nucleic acid binding; zinc ion binding. Gene Ontology annotation, biological process: exonucleolytic trimming to generate mature 3'-end of 5.8S rRNA from tricistronic rRNA transcript (SSU-rRNA, 5.8S rRNA, LSU-rRNA). The transcript has 5 exons. The record is from RefSeq and is a predicted model, not a curated record.